Messenger RNA from Macrosiphum euphorbiae (potato aphid), 1566 nucleotides. Lineage: Eukaryota; Metazoa; Arthropoda; Insecta; Hemiptera; Aphididae. The record is from the annotation of a GenBank genome assembly.
AUGGAUCAGAAGCUAAAUCAACCUUUUUACGGUACAAACAAUAAAGAGUGGAGACGGAUCGCAGCACCAACCGGAAUGGUUAAUUUGUACAAGGCACUUCAUGAAUUCGAAAACAAACACAAUUGCAAAUUUACAUUUUUACCGUCCUCCAUUGGUAGAUGCCUUAUAGAGUACACCGAAAACGCAGACCUGGAUUUGGAUCCAGUGCACUCAGUCAGUAAUAACGUCUUGGAUAUUUUGCGUUACCCCUUACGGAAUGGUCUUAUACCGGAGAAGUAUUGGUUAGAUCUUGAGUUGUUUCUAUCGUCCGUUUUCUUAAAUAAUAAUUAUUUUGAUUCCGAAUCUACACGUCGCGGUAAGACCAAGACAGUUCGAUUUAAUUUCAUAGAAGGCGAAAUCGAAGCGCUAGUCUUCGACUAUUGGAGCCGGUCCACCAUCGAUCUAAUAUGUUACAACGAAAGCAAAUCCAGACGUGAUUUUAAAUGCCUACUCCAGUAUUUGUUCCAGAGAUUAUGUUUUCUUUACAGGUUAGGGACUCGGGAAGAGGGUAUUGGGUUAUUUUUAACGAAUUUUAAAGAAUUAGCAAAGUUUGAUCUGGAUAAGGACAUCAUACCGAAGAAUUGUCUAUUAUUUCUUAAAAAUAACAUAUCGAAAGUUUGGCCGUAUAUCGAGAACAGCGACCGGAAUCUGUGGUGCGCUUUUUUUACCGAAAUGAAAGUGAACUAUAUCUUGACAGCACGUACCUUUUCAGCAAUGUUUAAAAAACUAGAUCAAAAUUUCGAAUUUAUUAUGAGCAAGGCUGCACAAGUGAGGGCGAUUCGGAGGAAUCUGCUGUCAUCCGACGUUAGUCUAUGGUACGCCUCUACUACCGUUUCCGAAGAACGUCAAACCAUUGUGAAUAAAAGUGACGUGAUCAGCAUUUUACCAGAAUUUUUCCUAUUGCUCUGGGAAGUCGACAGUGUGUUAUGCACCGCAAUUGAUAAUUUUUAUUACCAUCACAUUUUUUUGCUAUCGCGAUACGCCAUCUUACACAACGUCGACAUCUCAACCAGAGUCUUAAAGCAUACCGAGGUCCAAAAGUUUCUGGAUAACCGUCAACCGCCUAAAAUUGGGUCGAUGUCUUACGUGAAAUUACCGUUGUCAGAAAGUAUGAAAUCUAAAAUGGUUUCAUGUUUCCGGCGGUUGUACAUUCGGGACAGUGAUAAAUUCGAUGUCGAGUUCGAGAUCACUGAGUUUGAUGAGUUGUUGUACCAGUCGCUGAAUGAGUUAAUCUGCAACUGGAUGAAAAAAGCGUUGUGUCCGAUAAUUGGUCACGAUGGUCAAUUUUCGAAAGAGCGCUACGAAAGUCUGUAUCCAAGCAAGGUGAUAGCAAUGUGUGAUAGCCCUUUUUCACUUCCACAAAAUUGGUUACGUUGCCACGCAUUUGCGAGUUCGCUGUACGCACACAUGUACGGUCUGAACAAGAGAGAAAGUGUAUCAAUGAAAUGCUUUGAACUCGAUUGUAAUUUCAAACGCGAUGUCUCUGUCUACUACGACAAAAUCAUCGCUGAAUCAGACAACGUUUGA